GAGGGGUCUGAAUGACUAUCACUACCCCGCAGUAGACCCUGGGAAUGCAUAGUAAAUAAUGCUAUGUAUGGCGAAGAGGUCUUAUUUUUUAAUUGUGGGUCAAAUCUGACCCGAGCAGACUGGAUGUAUGUAUAUUCCGAACAGACUACAAGGGUUAAAACCCGACACAGAGUAUAUGUUUCCAUAUUGUAUUUCCCUAAUCCUUGGAUGAAGCCUCCACAAGUGUUUACUGUUAGCGGUGUCGUCUGCCUUGUAGGAGAGGACUCCACUACUCCACUAACCAAUACAGCUAUUUGUGGUCAUUUGGCAGUCGACUCAAAUGAGAAGAGUGAAGAAAAAUCACAUAACGCAGGAAAUAUUGAAUUGCAAUGAGAAAUUGGUGUUGAAAAUUUGCUGGUAAAUGAAGAAAGAAGAAUAGAUUGACUUGGAGUGAGAAAUAUGAACAGACAAUUCGUGUUAAUGAUGUGGACCAGGAAAAUUCUUCAGAAAAUGUUACAUCCACUAGACGUCUUCCCAUCCGCCAGUGUAAACUUUAAGUCAUUUCUGGAAACUCCGAGAACUAUGCGUGAUAAAAUAAAUUACUCCUCAAAACUAAACUUUAGAACAAUAUUUAUUGCUGAUGAUGAUGUCUGUAAAGCUACAUUAAUAGCUGCUAAGACGGGUAGGGAAGCAGAAUGCUGUCAGCAAGAGGAAAAAGAUCUUUAUCAGUCAAUAAGCUUGCAAUUUGAUAAUCUUUAUACCUUAAACAAAAUAUAUCGUAGAAGAAAGUUGUGCUCGGUUAACAGUAAGACUCUUCUUGACAAUUAUAAGUCACCAGUGUCACACUGCAUCAGAACAAUGACCACACUAAGCUCACCUGCUGCAUCACAUCUCCUCUAUAGUGCCCCACUGGUGACACAAACGCAACAAAAUCGUGGAAUUUGGGACAUAUUUAAGAGAGCCAACUUUGGCAGUUAUGCUGUGCUUGAUAAUGUUGGAGAAGUAUCUGCAGCCCAGCUGGUUCCUUCCCACAUAUCUUGUCCACCAUACUUUAAAACUGGAGAACCGUCUACUCCCCCAUCUGGUCCAGAAAUAAAGGCUGAAUGGCAGGUGCAGGCCAUGAGAGAAGCCUCUUACCUAGCUCGAACUGUACUAAAUACUGUGGGAGAACAUUUGCAGGCUGGCAUGGCAACAGAAGAUAUUGACAUUCUCGUGCAUAACAAGAUCAUUGAGAGUGGAGCGUAUCCUUCCCCUCUAAAUUACAUGGGCUUCCCUAAGAGUGUGUGCACUAGUGUCAAUAAUGUGGCCUGUCAUGGUAUUCCUGACGAUCGCCAACUUUUGGAUGGUGAUAUUGUCUCUGUAGAUGUUACGGUGUUUUAUAAUGGUUAUCAUGGAGAUUGCUGUGAGACAUACCUCAUUGGGAACGUCGAUGAAUUAGGACAUCACUUAGUACGAGCAGCACGAAGGUGUCGAGAUGAAGCUAUAGCUAUAUGUGCUCCAGGAGUUCCAUUUGCAGCUAUUGGUGCCAAGGUAGAACAAGUUGCUGAUCAGGAAGGUGUGACUGUAGUACCUUGCUUCAUUGGUCAUGGCAUUGGAAAGUACUUUCAUGGACCACCAGAUAUAUAUCACUGUUAUAAUAAUUACCCGGGAACCAUGGAAGCAGGAAUGACUUUCACCAUCGAGCCAAUCGUAGCUCAGGGUAAGGAAGAUGCACUCAUUCUGGAGGAUGGUUGGACGGCAGUUAUGUUGGAUAAUGGACGUGCUGCACAAUUUGAACACACUGUUCUUAUUGUAGAAGGUGGUCAUGAGAUUUUGACUGAAUAUCAUUAAAACAGGAUUCUGUGUUCUUGUGAAAUUAAAGAAAUUGUGCCUUACAGGGGCAGAUCCAGUGGGGGUCCAUACCUCGUCCUUUUCAUCAGAAAAUACAAUAUUUUUUCUUUAAUUCAGUAUUGCACUCAGGGGUUUUUAUAUUGUAAAAUAAUUACUGUUGACCUCAGAAUAUCCCAUAAUAUCAAGUCACAUGGCCUCAAAAUGCCCAUGAUAUUGGUUAGAAUUCAAAAAAAUUCUGGGGGAGAGGCCUUACGGCUCCCCCCCCUCUCCUUUGAUAUUCCUGGAUCUGCCUUAUCUUUUGUAUUUUUGAUGCUGUAGACAUUAAAUCUCUCUAAGCUUUAGUUGCCUACAGUUGGAUCACAAGUAAAGUAAUGGUUUGUGAGAUAUAGGUUUCAGAAAUGGCUCACAAUUUAUAAUUUGUUAAUAAUAUAUCAUAGUAUUUUAAUAUGACAUUUUAUUUUAAGGGUCAUUACUUAACUCUUGGGAAACCCCCAGUUGUGAAUUUGUACAUAGCUUUGCAGAUGGAGAAAUUAGGGUAGUUGAAUGUAGUGCUGAUCAUACUAAGAGGCUUGGUAUUCAGUGUCUCCAGGCUUACAAGAGUCACUUGUAUUUCCACAUCCCAUGACAGAGCCGCUAUAUAAAUCUUUAGUUAUAAUGAUGGGUUAAUACUAAAAAAACUGUUCUUCCAACCAUACCAUGAUCUUUCAGUAUUAAAAGAAGAGUUUUUUGAUGUGACUGUUUCCAAUAAACGCCAAAAGCCGUC
Messenger RNA from Homarus americanus (American lobster), 2572 nucleotides. Its product is annotated as methionine aminopeptidase 1D, mitochondrial-like. Bases 439 to 1809 code for a protein of 456 amino acids. The record is from RefSeq and is a predicted model, not a curated record. The transcript is spliced from 8 exons. Gene Ontology annotation, biological process: proteolysis. Gene Ontology annotation, molecular function: metalloaminopeptidase activity. NCBI's taxonomy places the organism in Eukaryota, Metazoa, Arthropoda, Malacostraca, Decapoda, Nephropidae.